UCCUAGGGCGUGGUUGUCGUGCUGGGGGCGAGGUCACCGUGCUGUGUCAGUGCGGCAAUCAGCUGUUGUUCGGAUCCGCUGUGCUCGUCCUCUUCCUGGGCCUGUCACCUGAGCCUCGUCCCGCCGCCGCCGCAGUUUCCCGGUGCUUCUAGUCUCUGCGCUCCGUACCCGCCGGGUCAAUGAGCCGUUCGCUCCGCCCAGCGCCGGGCUCGGGCCGAUGGACACUAGCGACCUGUUUAGCAGCUGCAGGAAGGGCGACAUUUUCAGAGUGCGAUACCUUGUGGAGCAGAGAGACGUGGAACUGAACGUCCGGGACAAGUGGGACAGUACGCCCCUGUACUACGCCUGUCUUUGUGGACAUGAAGAACUUGUCCGCUACCUUUUAGCCAAUGGAGCAAAGUGUGAAGUGAACACGUUUGAUGGCGAGCGCUGUCUGUACGGAGCCCUGAGCGAUACCAUCCGCCGACUGCUCAAAGAUUACAAGCAAAUCACGGCUAAGUGCAUGCAAAGAGAUUACUACGAUGACUUCCUGCAGAGACUCCUGGAGCAAGGCUCUUAUAGCGACACCAUGUUUCUCGUCCAUGGGGAGUCUUUUUGUGCACACCGCUGCAUCCUCAGUGCUCGUAGCCCCUACUUUGCUGAAAUGUUUGAAACCAAGUGGAAGGGGAAAAAAAUGAUUGCUCUGAAGCACCCGCUGAUCAAUCCAGCUGCCUUUGGCUCCAUUCUUCAGUACCUGUACACGGGUCGAAUGGACAUCGAUGUGGAACACGUGGAGGACUGUAAGCGGCUGUCCAAGCAGUGCCGACUGCAGGAUCUGAUCGAAGAGCUGGAGGAGAAGUGCCAAAAAGUCUAUGAAUUCGUUUCUUCCAAGCCGGGGACAUGUGUGAAGGUCCUGACCGUAGAGCCUUCUGGGAAUGGACGGCUGCAGGAGGACCUGGCCAUGCUUGCUGACUGUGCCCUGCCCGCCGAGCUCCGGGUUGGGUUCGGGGAGCUGCCUUUCGACAGCACUGAUAAUUUCUCCAGUUACCCCGACGUCUGCUUCCAGAUCGUGGGCUACAACUUCCUCUGUCACAAGUCGUUUUUCUGUGGCCGAAGUGACUACUUUAAAGCCCUCCUUCAGGAUCACUUCUGUGAGAGUCAGGAGCUGCAGACGCAGCCGAGCGUCCCGGUCAUCACCCUGCACAACAUCAGCGAGGAGACGUUUACCCGGGUGCUGUACUACAUCUACACCGACGACACCGAGCUUUCCCCGGAGAACGCAUACGAGGUGCUCUGUGUGGCGGACAUGUAUCUGCUCCCAGGGCUGAAGCGGCUGUGCGGUAAGAUCUUGGCGCAGAUUCUGGACGAGGACAAUGUGGUCACCAUUUGGAAGACGGCAAAGCUUUUUCAGCUGACGCGGCUGGAGGAUCAGUGCACGGAGUAUAUGGCCAGAAUUAUCGAAAAGCUGGUGGAUUCGGAUGAGUUUGCUUCUGCAGUACGUGAAGACGCUGCGGAGGUAGAAGAGCGCCAGGAGACAGACUCCAUCCCGCUGAUUGAUGAUAUACGCUUCCACAUCGCUAACAACGUGCAGACGUAUAGCGCCAUAGAAGACGCGAACCAGCGACUGGAUGCUUUAGAGCAGCUGCUGGGCAUUCUGGGGCUGGAGUGCUGAGCGCAGUCUGUGUCCUGCUCGUAGAGCGCUCCGAUACCUUGCCACGCUUUAUGCAUUAAAUGAUGUGGGAGCAGCACACAACGUAUUCAGGGGAGAUCCGAUAAGCUACUGCAGAUGCCUGGCUGGAAACCAUAUAACUGAACAAGCCCUUUAAUUAUUAAAGGGGUGUUUUCAAGAUCUCUGCUUGCUGUCAUUUAGUUGGAGCCAUCAUUUAGUCCUGGCUGUGUGACGAAAGCACAGGUGUCGCAAGACGCGGCUAUGCUAGCUUUACUGAAAUGAGCCGUGCACCAGUGUGAGCAUCACGUGACCAGGGCUAAACUGGAAGGAAACAGUAAAGGAGCCUAUGGAACAACAGCGAGCAGAGAUAUUGAAAGCAGCACGGAAUUGAUUCAAAAAGUGUAUUGGAAAAUGUUAGAACUCUUCAUGAUAUAUAGAAUAGCUUUUCAUUUGCUGAAACAGGAAUUCCCCUUUAAGUUUAACGUAUAGCUGUCAGCGUGUGUGUGAGAUGUGUCGUUAGACUGACUCCACGCGGUCAGCAGCAUCACUGUAACGACCUCUUAUUAUGAAGAUUUAUUAAUGCAUUUCAAAUAGUCA
This is a messenger RNA of Bufo gargarizans (Asiatic toad), 2245 nucleotides long. It is a transcript of the gene ABTB1, whose product is annotated as ankyrin repeat and BTB domain containing 1. Bases 218 to 1651 code for a protein of 477 amino acids. The record is from RefSeq and is a predicted model, not a curated record. The transcript is spliced from 12 exons. Lineage: Eukaryota; Metazoa; Chordata; Amphibia; Anura; Bufonidae. Gene Ontology annotation, cellular component: cytoplasm; ubiquitin ligase complex. Gene Ontology annotation, molecular function: protein binding.